CAAGUUUGGAUUGAUGACAUUGACUUUCACUGCUGAUAUUCUCUCUGAUUCAUUGAUGCUGGAUUUUGUAUGUUUAUGCUUUGUUCGAUAAAGUUUAAAAAAAAAGCUCUGUAAAACGAUUAUUAGUGAAAUAUUGGGCUGUAUUUGUGAAAUUGAAUUGAAUCCAUGUGGGCAGUUUUGUUUUUCUUAAUGUAAUAUAUGUGGGCAGAGUGGAGUAUCUGAAGUAAAACGUAAAGGCUCCCCACUGUCGUAAUCGUCGUAAUCAUCUGCUCUGGUCUUCUCCGCUUUACGGCAUUGUAGAUGGAAGCUAAGGCAAUUUGUUCUUCUGCUUCGUCGGACGGUUUGAGGAGUAUCUUUAGAGCCACACGGCGCGGAAAGCUGUUUCUGUGUGUUAUUGUUUCAUCGGACACUGUCGUGGUUAACGAUCUCACCGAAACCGGAAGGCGCGUGCCCCCAUUCCGAAGCGAUCAUUCUUAGCGCGUAAUCUCUCCGCGUGCAACAAGUGGCUCCGUGGCGCAAUGGAUAGCGCAUUGGACUUCUAGUUAAAUCUCUAGUGAAGUGAUUCAAAGGUUGUGGGUUCGAGUCCCACCGGAGUCGAAUUUUUUUGCUCCAUAGAUCAUUUUUUCAUUUUGUCUUUGUGGAAAAAUGGUUAAAAAUAAUUUCAAAAUUUUCUCUCAAUAAAUCAGCAAACCCAACAGCUGAUGUUCGGUUGUGAUCGAGCCUUUUGAAGCAGUUAGUAGCUGCAUUUUGAUGAUGCAAAGGUCGUGAGUUCGAGUCCGACCCGAGCUGAUUCAUUUUCUAGAGAACUUUUUUUCUGUUUUAAAGCUGUAGAAAAUGAUGACAAAAAACAUGUAUAUGUCCACUCAUCUAUUGAUUUUUUUAAAAAAAAUUUUUUAAUUUGUUGUAAUUUUUAGACAAAACCUGCUUUUCUGUUACUUCUGGAGUUUCUACCUUCAGCCAUGAAGGUUCAUGUUGAAUUAUUGUUUCUCGCCCCUCUAACCACGUCUGUCUGUACGCUGGUGUUUUUCCAGAGGAUGGUGGAGCUCAGGAAGGCGGUGGGGGGCGGCCGUGUCCGCUCCCCCCCAGCAGGCGGAGGCUGUGGCACACAGACGCCCACACAGAGGUCCCACACCCCCCCACGCCUCAGUCACAGCUCAGAUCAUCGUCAUGGAGGCUGUGAGGACGUUCCUGCUCUUCCUCCUGCAGCUGGCUUCUCCUCUGGCGGCGCCGGUGCCGUGCGAGGAGAGGGUGGUCCGGUUGGAGGCGGAGAUCCGGGGCCUGAUGAACGUCAUCAACGACCAGCACCGCUACAUCCUGGAGCUCCACAACACGCAGUCGCUGCAGCUGCAGCAGAUCCCCAACACACACCUGGGCCCCAAGAACCUGUACAGAGACUGCUCCGAGGUGUUCCAGGACGGGAACGUGGCCAGCGGGCUGUACGUGAUCCGGCCGGACGGGUCGCCCACGGCGCUGAGCGUCUUCUGCGACAUGAACAACGGCGGCGGAUGGACCGUCUUCCAGAGGCGGCGGGACGGCAAGGAGAGCUUCGACAGGGCGUGGGUGGAGUACAAGCACGGAUUCGGGGACGUCCACUCCCCUGAAGGAGAGUUCUGGCUCGGGAACGAGCCGCUGCACCAGCUGACCUCCCAAGGUGACUACGACCUGCAGAUUGACAUGGAGGACUUUAAGGGGAACCAUCGCCUUGCAAAGUACCGGAACUUCAGGGUGGAUGACGAGCAGGACCAGUACCAGCUCCACGUGGGCGAGUACACGGGGACCGGCGAGGACGCUCUGGCCGACGCCCUCAACCCCAACAGCCCGUGCUCCGGCGGCAUCAAGUUCAGCACCUUUGACCACCCCAACUACAUCAACGCCGGCGACGACAAAGGCCGCUGCAUCAGGCACAGCAAGUCCGGCUGGUGGUUCUGCCGGUGCGACUCAGGAAAUUUGAAUGGGCGGUACUACAAGGGGCCGUUCGAGGCGAUGACCGACGACGGCGUGACGUGGUACCUGUGGCACGGCUGGUCCUACGCCAUCAAGUCCGUGGUGAUGAUGCUCCGCGCCGCAGACCUGGAGAACCCGCCGCCCAUCAUCGCACGCUGGCCGGGGCAGUUCCACACCGCCGCAGUGACAGAAGGCACCAACCACGAUCCCUACAACCAAUAGGAGGCGCCCGCCCUCGGGGCCGCGCCUCCCCCGCCCGCCAUGAAGCUAAGACCCGAAAUAAAAAAGAGCUGCUUCAUCUGA
This is a messenger RNA of Oryzias latipes (Japanese medaka), 2247 nucleotides long. RefSeq names its product fibrinogen-like protein 1. Gene Ontology annotation, biological process: blood coagulation; positive regulation of heterotypic cell-cell adhesion; platelet aggregation. Lineage: Eukaryota; Metazoa; Chordata; Actinopteri; Beloniformes; Adrianichthyidae. Gene Ontology annotation, molecular function: extracellular matrix structural constituent; protein-macromolecule adaptor activity. The record is from RefSeq and is a predicted model, not a curated record. Gene Ontology annotation, cellular component: fibrinogen complex.